This is a messenger RNA of Teleopsis dalmanni, 1328 nucleotides long. It is a transcript of the gene RagA-B, whose product is annotated as ras-related GTP-binding protein A. The record is from RefSeq and is a predicted model, not a curated record. Gene Ontology annotation, biological process: cellular response to starvation; regulation of autophagy; cellular response to amino acid stimulus. Lineage: Eukaryota; Metazoa; Arthropoda; Insecta; Diptera; Diopsidae. Bases 163 to 1092 code for a protein of 309 amino acids. Gene Ontology annotation, molecular function: GTP binding; GTPase activity. Gene Ontology annotation, cellular component: Gtr1-Gtr2 GTPase complex; nucleus; lysosome. The transcript has 5 exons.
UCGAAACAGAAUAUGUGGUUGGCAACGUAAGCAGUAAAGGAGCUACUGACAGCCGUCAGCUGAUAUUUAUCAAAAUAUUUUUAUCAACAUAGUUGGGCGUCAUUGUGUGCAUUUAGUUAAAAUUUUGAAAAGUAUUUAAUCGAAAAUAAAUAUAUCGUUAACAUGAAGAAAAAAGUACUGCUUAUGGGUAAAAGUGGAUCUGGUAAGACCAGUAUGCGUUCCAUUAUAUUUGCUAACUACAUAGCCAGAGAUACAACACGUCUAGGAGCUACAAUUGAUGUGGAACAUUCACACGUGCGAUUUCUUGGUAAUUUGGUUUUGAAUCUGUGGGAUUGUGGUGGUCAGGAAGGUUUUAUGCAACAAUAUUUUGUAACACAACGUGAUAAUAUAUUUCGAAAUGUUGAGGUUCUUAUAUAUGUGUUCGAUGUGGAAAGCCGUGAACUAGAGCGUGAUGUACACUACUAUCAAUCUUGCCUCGAAGCAUUGUUGCAGAAUUCACCAGAGGCUAAAAUAUUUUGUUUAAUACAUAAAAUGGAUUUGGUGGCGGAGGAACAGCGUGAAGCACUUUUUAAAGAUCGUGAAGAAGACCUAAUACGACUUUCUAAACCAGGAAAUGUCACCUGUUUUAGGACUAGUAUUUGGGACGAAACAUUAUACAGAGCCUGGUCCAGUAUAGUAACAAUGCUAAUACCAAAUGUAGCUGCACUUGAAAAUUCACUAACACAUUUUGCAAAUGUCAUCGACGCUGAUGAGGUUUUAUUAUUCGAAAAAGCGACUUUCCUAGUUAUUUCACAUUGCCAGAGUAAAAAAAAUCGUGAUUCGCAUCGUUUUGAAAAAGUAUCGAAUAUUAUAAAGCAAUUUAAGUUAAGUUGCUCUAAACUAGGUGCCAAGUUCCAGUCUAUGGAAGUACGUAAUAGUGCGUUUGCGGCAUUUAUUGAUACCUUUACCAGCAAUACAUACGUAAUGGUUGUCAUGUCGGAUCCCUCAAUACCAUCUGAAGCUACUUUAGUCAAUAUACGCAAUGCGCGGAAAUAUUUUGAGGAGCUUGAAAAUCCAAACAGUAACGCUAUAAGCCAUCAUCAGUAUCACUGAUACCAAUGGAGCAGACAAACAUAAAGUCUACAUUAUUCCGCUAUGGCAGUGGAUGAGUUAUAUAAAUAAUUGCUUUAGUAUUUAAGUUUUUUGUUUUUGUUUCUCUAAAUUUGAUUUAAUCCUAGAUUUUGUUUACCAUUUAAUAUAAAUUAUUUUAAAUAUUAAAUAUUGAUAGGCUUUAAUUGAUACAUUUUUAAUGUGCAAUUAAUCUAAAGGCACACAAAAGCUUCCAACAU